Mugil cephalus (flathead mullet) is the source of this 3625-nucleotide messenger RNA. RefSeq names its product perilipin 6 (gene plin6). Gene Ontology annotation, biological process: lipid storage; positive regulation of triglyceride storage. Gene Ontology annotation, cellular component: cytosol; lipid droplet. The record is from RefSeq and is a predicted model, not a curated record. NCBI's taxonomy places the organism in Eukaryota, Metazoa, Chordata, Actinopteri, Mugiliformes, Mugilidae. The coding region runs from base 315 to 1718 and encodes 467 amino acids. The transcript is spliced from 8 exons.
CGCCGUGUCUCAGUAGCUGCUGAUGCUAAAGAUAAAGGUCUCAGUGUCUCUCAGUUUCCAGCAUCUUCACCAAAUCAUCUCUUUCAUGUGAAGUUAAUGGAUUCGCCAGAGAAACGGUUUCAGUCUUUAAUGAACUCUUCUGUUCCUGCCAUGACAUCACACCUCGCUGCGGCCAAUCAGGACACAGAGAUCCACCUCAAAACUCAGAACCCUCUUCAGGGUCUGGUUAUAAGACCAGAGCGUCUUCAUCAUCGCCAUCAUCUUCAUCAUCUCCAUCAUCAUCGUCACUGCGUUGGGCUGCUCUGUCCUUUCUGAUGGGAUUGGGGGAAGGAGAAAUGUCGUCUCGUAAAGAUCAUGAGUCCAGCGCUGUGCUGAGAGUUUCCCGUCUGCCUCUGGUCCGCUCGGCCUUACAGUCCGUGACCGUGGCGUACUCCGAGGUCAAAGGUCGCUACCCUCUGCUGGGUCUGAUGGGGGGAGUGGCCGAGGUGGGCGUUCGCAGGGUCACCCAUCAGGCCAUGAGACGGGCCACGCCCCUGCUCCAGAGCCUGGAGCCCCAGAUCGAAGUCGCCAACAGUUUCGCUCUGGUUGGUCUCAACCGUCUGGAGAGAAACUUCCCCAUCCUGAACCAGUCGACGGACGAGGUGAUCAGUCACCUGAGAGACGCCUUCUUCCUGACGCUGGACGACGUCCAGCUGUGGGUGGUGGACGGUCUGGACGGGGCUCUGGACCAGCUGGAGCGUUUGGCCGACGCCGCCCGUCUGGCCCUGAGGCAGCUGCAGGAGACCCAGGUGGGCCGAGCGGCCUCGUCGGGUCUGGACGACGUCCUGAGUCGACUGGAGGAGGCCACCGCCUACUACCUGCCUCUGCCCCCCACCCUGCGUCGGGAGUGGGAGGCCAGGGUUCAGGAGUACGAGGACGAAGACGAGGACGACGAGCCCGGCCUCUGGACCCGGGUUCGCAGCCUCCUGUUGACCCUCAACCUGCAGCUGUACCACCGCAUGGCGAAGGUCAGGGAGCAGCUGCAGAGAUCCGUCCGGACGCUGGGAGACGCCGCUGACAAGGCUGGGCUGAGUAAGGUCCUGGAUCUGGCUGAUGAGCUGCUGCACUUCCUGCAAAGCCUCCUGGUGGCGCUGGUGUACCGUGCAGAGAGUCUGAGGGAGGACACCCUGGGUGGGGUCAGAGAUCGCGCUGCCACUUUGGUCGAGUUGACUCCACUUCGCCAGAUCCGAGAGCUGCCGGUCCAGAUCCAACAGAUGCUCCGAGACCUGCAGGAACUCUCCAAGAUCCUCCUGCAGCUGGUGGUCAACUCCACUCCCCUCUACAGCAUGCUGCAGCAGUCGUCUCCUCAGGAGGUCGAGGACUUCCUGAACCAGGAGCACUUAGUGUCCGACAGCUCGUCUCGUCGUAACUCCGCUAACAGCCUCUUCCUGAAGGCGAUGGACGGUCGUCCUCGCCGCCGGCGGAGUCUGCAUGCCCGAGCCGGCCGAGGCUUUGGAAGCCCCCAGAGCCCCGACCCCCCCAAUGGACGCCGCUCCAGCCUGGAGAUGGAGGGCCUGUCUGUCCCUUCCGAAGGCGCCUUCCACCGACGGCCUUCCGCCACCGACCUCCUGCUGGCACCUCUCAAACAGUUCGUGUCCCAGAGCCAGAAGGCCUUCGAGUACCUGAGCCCCAACUCCUCCGACAACGCCGCCAUCACCGCAGAGGAGGACGACUUCUGAACGCCACACUCAGGCUCAACCCUGCCCUCAUGCCCCGCCAGUCAGGCGCCCUGACCCCGCCACCCCCUGACCAGUCACAGCCUCUAGACUCAGACCCCGACGACCAGACAUCUUUGCCUCAGCUGCUGCUGGUUUGUGCGUUUACGCUCAGCUGCAGAGCCGUCAGCAAAUUAUCCCUCAGUCAGUGACUCUGGAAUUCUGCUUCUGUGAAGAUGCACAUGAAAAGGAUUUUAUGUUUCCAGUCCCAGAACUUUGGGAGCAUCUUUAUAGAAAACUGGAGCGAGAGAUUUAACCCUCAUACCUGAUUUCAAAAUAGUUGUUACCACUAAGGGAGAAAAGUGUCUCUUUCUCAACGCACUAAAAAUAGCAUGUUUGUAUUUUUUACUUUUUUGUUGCAUACAUUUUUAAUCCACUUAAACACUAAUCAUUAAUACCAAAAUAUUGAUUAAUUUCUGACUUUUAAAUCUUAAAAUGCCAGUGUUUCUGAUUGCAUCAAAUUUUUAAAGUUUUUCUUUUUUCUUUUUUUAAAUGCAAUGUAGAUUUUUCCUGGAGGGAUAAUUAGUCUUGGACAUGUCAGUGAUUAGUAACAACAUUUUGAUUUUGAUGGAUUUUUUUUUUCUUAAUCAACAUUUUGGAAAGAGCAGAAAUAAUAUUAAUGUGCUAUUUUUAGGACGUUUUUGAAAAGAACCCUUUUGUCCUUUAAUGGUAACACACCUUUGCCAAAUAUGAUUUAUUACUCUCUAAUAAAUCUAAAUUAAAUGAACUUAUUGAAAAGGUUUGACCCAAUCCAAACUCCCAGGUUCCUAAUAUCUGUUUAACUUGAGACAUGAUUCAUUUAACUCCGCUAUUAUUCAUCUAUCUGCUUUAGUUGGAAGCUUAAAGGCAGGUUUUAUUUUUAGUUCAUGCAUGUACAUAGAUCUUUGCAUCAUCUGCAUAUCGCUGUAUCUGAACCUCAUUACAACACAGAUGAAAAAAAAAAUAAAUGUGCCAAGUACAAAUUCUUGUGGGAUUCCUGCCAGAGAUCAGAAGAAUCCUCGGAUUGGUUUAUCAAACUUUUACACUAUAAAACCUGAAAUGACUCGUCUAUUAUUAACUUGUGUUAUUAACAUGAAUAGAAAUGCUUUAAGUUAAAAAUUUCCCUGUUUUAAUAACAGAACUGACUGGAAAGUCUCAACUACUGCUACUGACUAAACUGUUCUGUUCACAUCUGGGGGUUCUUAGAGGAUAAAAAAUAUUUACUGGUUUAAAACCUCUCCUGUUCUAUUUUCAGAUAAUUUUUGCUUAUUUAAAGUGGUAUAUCGCUUAUUUUAAAACCUUUUUCCUUGAUCCUGUUUUUUUGUUUUGUUUUGUUUGUUUGUUUGUUUUUGUUUUUUUUUUGUUUUUAAGCAAAAUUUUUGCAGCGUAGAAGACUCAAGACUGAAGAUGUUAUUUCAGGGGGUUCAAGGGUUUACUUCAUUAAAAAGACAACAGGUGAGACUCUGCAGGUGAAAGGUGGCUGUCUUCAACAAGGCCUUUUAUCCACAUCUUCUCAGGUGUGUCUGAUUCAGGUAAUUAAGAACAAGCCCAGCCACUAGAAGGCCUGAGGAGCAGAGGGAUGUACCCAAUGUAUGAAAAACAUUUAAUUCCAGCAACAAAUCCCUAAAUACAUCCACAGGAAUUAAACUACAGUAUUUAAACCUGGCAGAAUAAUCAGAUGAAAGAGAAAUAGAUGAGUUUUAUUGUUGGUUUAAAGAAUGUUAAAGGUUAUAGAUGAAAGUACAGCAGCUGAGUUUAAAUGUCUGAGUAACUGUAGCUGAAGUAGGAAGUGAGUGUUCUUCUUGUGACUAAUAUAUGAGAUGACUCCGUAUUUCUAAAAGCAUCUGACUAAAUGUUUAAUGUCUAUGUUUAAAUAAAGUUUCUUAAAAGCC